UGGCCAGGGCGAAAACUAUGCGGCACGAGGCACGAUGAUGGGGCCAAGAAUCGGUGGCCUAGCGAGCGGGAAAAAGCUGGACCGAUGCCAGAAGCAGCGUCACACUUGGACAGUGUUGCUGGUGUAUUUGGGCAUCUGCGCUGCGCUGCCUGUCACGAUUCUCUCCGCGCCUGUGCGACUACGUGAAAUAUCGAAGGAAGGCUCGCAGAGGAGGCCAAACGACGCCAAUAAUGACUCAGCCGAAGGAGAUCUGCCGGUUUUCGAACCGACAGCGGCGAACGUCAGCGCAUUCGUCGGACAAACCGUGUACCUGCCGUGUCGUGUGAGAAAUUUAGGGGAUAAAGUGGUGUCCUGGAUGAGAAGCAAGGACCUCCACAUUCUCACGUCAGGAAACGCCCUGUUCAGCUCGGACACUAGGUUCGGCCCUCAGCACACACCGGGUAGCGACGCGUGGACACUACGACUGGACAACGCGAGGAAGACGGACUCUGGCAAGUACGAAUGCCAGGUGAACACCGAGCCCAAAAUGAUGUAUGCUGUUCAGCUGUCCGUGCGAGAUCCUGACAAACCGGAGGGAUACGACGAGCCGCAUUCUCAGCAGACGCGAAUAAGUUACGAGAGCACGGCGCCAGUGGCGGCCAUAAUGGGUCCUCGGGAGCAGAGGGUGGCAUCGGGGUCGACGAUCACCAUGAGGUGCGUCAUAUUGUCCCCGUAUCAGACCCGGCCCAUCAGGGGCGUGCAAUGGCUCCGGGAUAACAAACUCCUAACAUUCCAGGCUGCACGAGGGGGAAUAAACGUGGAGACUGAAAGAGGCGCGGCACGGACGGUCUCGGAAUUGACUCUGGCGGCGGUCACGCCGAACGAUGUCGGGAAAUAUUCCUGCAGACCCACCGAGGGACGAACCGACACUGUAAUGCUGAUCGUCGAACCAGGAGAACGUACGGAAGCCAUGCAACGUGACGCCGGAUACGUCUCUUCCGGAUGUGACGUCAGCCACUGGGCCGGGCUUCUACUUCCGUUCACGUGGUUUCUAAUACUCGCACGAAACAGCCAAACUUUCCUGCAGUAGCG
Habropoda laboriosa is the source of this 1071-nucleotide messenger RNA. RefSeq lists its product as uncharacterized. Gene Ontology annotation, cellular component: neuron projection membrane. Gene Ontology annotation, biological process: synapse organization. The coding region runs from base 35 to 1069 and encodes 344 amino acids. The record is from RefSeq and is a predicted model, not a curated record. NCBI's taxonomy places the organism in Eukaryota, Metazoa, Arthropoda, Insecta, Hymenoptera, Apidae. The transcript is spliced from 7 exons.